Molecule: messenger RNA, 453 nt
Organism: Penicillium diatomitis
Lineage: Eukaryota; Fungi; Ascomycota; Eurotiomycetes; Eurotiales; Aspergillaceae
Product: serine palmitoyltransferase small subunit family protein
Exons: 1
Coding region: 1-453 (150 amino acids)
Source: RefSeq, a predicted model, not a curated record
AUGCCGCCCGAGAUGCAAUCCUUCUAUACUCCCAACACCGCGGCCACACAUCUGUCGCAUGCGCCGGCCGCAGUCGAUGAGCUUAUCAGCAAAUACUCGUCCGCUACGGCACCUGCGGUGUUCCGCAAGCCGGGCCACCGCAAUCCAGUUCAACGGUUCUCUGAUCGCGUGCGCCUCGAGUACUACCGCUACGAGGUCACCUUUGGACUAUAUGUCCUGACUCCCAACGAAAAAGUGGUCGCCAACUCCUUCGUGGUUGUGUCGCUGCUGUUGUUGUUCUGGGCCUUGUUCAUAUACUUCCCUCCACUGCUUUUCCACAAGAUCUGCCGCCUUGGAUGGCUGUUGACUGGUCACAGCAGCCAGGAGGUGAGCUCCGUCGUGAGGGGGUUUCUGGACGCUCCUGGUACGCCAAUGACCCCAGUCUCAAUCGCGGAGAACGCUUUUCCAUCGUGA